Molecule: messenger RNA, 2262 nt
Organism: Besnoitia besnoiti
Lineage: Eukaryota; Apicomplexa; Conoidasida; Eucoccidiorida; Sarcocystidae
Product: WD domain, G-beta repeat-containing protein
Exons: 2
Coding region: 1-2262 (753 amino acids)
Biological process (GO): RNA (guanine-N7)-methylation
Cellular component (GO): cytosol; nucleus; tRNA methyltransferase complex
Molecular function (GO): tRNA (guanine(46)-N7)-methyltransferase activity; protein binding
Source: RefSeq, a predicted model, not a curated record
AUGACGACACGCCUCGUGUCGACUUCGGGGCGACCGGUGCAUCCGGGCGACAUCUGUCCCAUCCGCUCGACGCAGCGCAGCCAGCCGUCUUGCCCGCUGCCGCUGUUUCCGGCGAUGCCUUUUCUGCUGCAUCCGCAUCGUCCGCUUCUCUUCUGGUGCACAGCGACCCAGCUGCAUGCGUACGACUUUGCCCGCGACGCGUGGCCCCUCUCUGAGGCGGCGGAGGCAGGCAGAAACCACGAACUGCCGGUGACCGCGGCGGACUGCGUCUGCCAGGGCUGCGGCGCCACAAGCUCCGGCCUCCGCCUCGCGGGUCGGCGCGCACCCGAGACGCCCAGAUGUGCGCAGCCGGCGACGCUCGCUGGCGCCUCCGGCGCAGACUCGAAGAGCCGCUGCCUGUGGGUCACCGCGGGCGACGAUAAGUACGUGCAUCUCCUUUCUGACGGCGAGUUUUGCCUGCUGCAGAAACGGCAACAACGCAAGAAACUGAGCGCGGCGGUCUUCCUUCCGCCCGCGUCGUCGGCCUCGGCGCCCGAGGCGGCUGCAGCGCCGGCGGCGAGCGAGGCUUGGCCGCUUCUUCUCGCGGAUAAAUUUGGAGACGUCUACCGCCUCGCGGACUGCUCGCGCAUGUCGGCGGCUCAGGAGCUCGCGGGCGACCGCCUCGUCAAGCGCAUGAAGUCGAUUGCGAGCGUUCACGGCUUACGGACGCGGCAGGGUGAAGCGGAGAACUGCGACGUUGCCGGGGACGGCGCUGCAGAGAAGCAGGAGGCUUCCACGCCAGGCAGUGCCGCAGCGGCUGCGGCCAGCUCCUGCAGUGGAGACACAGAGGCUGAGAAUCCUCUGGCUGAGGGAGAGAGCGGUGGAAGAAGCGAAGGUGCCCCCGCUGCUCAGGCGACUCGGCCGGCGCAGGCGGUCGAAGAUCGCGGCGACGAGGAGGGCGACGAGGAGGCCGAUGGGGAGGAAGGCGACAUUCCGAUCAUCUCGCAUCUGACCACAGUCACGGUGCUCAAGGUCGUGCAUCUGUCGGCGAAGGCCCGCUCGAGUCCCCAGGCUGGAUGCACCCAGACUCACACGCUGCUCAUCACCGCCGACCGCGAUGAGAAAAUCCGCAUCUGCUUUCUGGACCAGCCCUGGAGCGUGGAGAGCUUCUUCCUUGGCCACGGGGACUUCGUCACCGACGUUGUCGUGCUCGCUGACGGCCUGCCUGCGUCGUCGCCGGCGCGCGCGGCGGCAGACGGGCGCGAGGAGGAGCGCGCCGCCGCCGCUGGAGACGACGCAGAGGGCCGCCAGCAGCGCGAGGCUCUUCUGGAGGGUCAGGUCGCUGCGUCUUGCGCGGCGGACGGGACUGUGAAGCUCUGGAAGCUGAAGGACGGAAGUCUGCUCUGCGAGAACGCGGAAGUCCUUCUGCAGCCUCGCGACCUCUUCGACUCGAGCGCACUCGCCCUCGUGGUCGCCCGCUCGGCGGCAGGGCGUGUGCACGACGUCGAGGGAGAGGCGUCGGCGAGGGGAGGGCCUGCGGAGGAAGCGGCGUGGGACAAGUCGUCCGGAAAUCGCCCGCAUGUCCUGCCCACCGGCGUGGAUGCCGGCGUCCUCUUGCCCGCCUCGCUGGUGUACGACCCCGAGCAGUCCCUGUUGACUGUCAACUGUCUGGGCCUCCAGGGGCUGCUGCUCUUUCCCCUGGGUACCUCGGCCGCGGCGGCCGCGACUGGCAUGCUAGGGAAGAAGCCGUUUUUCCUGCCUUUGCCUGCGGUGCCCUCCGCCACCCUCCUCGUGCGUCACUCGGCGGAGGAGAUCGAGGGCGCACCAGCGCUCAACGCGGCCGCGCCUGUCCUCCGCGCGUUCAGGUCCUCUCCCCACGGGGACGCUCCGCAGACUCUGUCCUCCGCCGACUGUCCGGAAGUGCCCUUCGUCUGGUGGAUUGACGAGGCAGGCCGGCUGCGGCCGCCUGUGGCAGUGUCUCUCCCUCUCUUGGCUUUUGCCUCCGGAGCCCAGAAGGAGGUGCCCUGCUCGCCGCAAGUUCUUCCGUACCUCUGCGGGAACGCAAACGACGCUUGCUUCCCAGCCCCCGGCGACGACGCCCGGCCGAACUACCUGUACCUGUGGAAAAGCACGCGGUCGCCAACGUGCCCCACCGACGAGGAGAGACGCGCGAAGCGACUGCGGCAUAAGCAUCUCCAGCAGCAACAGCAACAAGAAAUGCAUGAACGCUUGAAGAACCACACCAGCCGGGAGGCGUCCGCGGACAUCCGUGCCAAAAGUUGA